Messenger RNA from Monomorium pharaonis (pharaoh ant), 4545 nucleotides. RefSeq lists its product as uncharacterized. The record is from RefSeq and is a predicted model, not a curated record. Gene Ontology annotation, cellular component: plasma membrane. Gene Ontology annotation, biological process: sensory perception of smell; detection of chemical stimulus involved in sensory perception of smell. Gene Ontology annotation, molecular function: odorant binding; olfactory receptor activity. The transcript is spliced from 2 exons. The coding region runs from base 3674 to 4429 and encodes 251 amino acids. NCBI's taxonomy places the organism in Eukaryota, Metazoa, Arthropoda, Insecta, Hymenoptera, Formicidae.
AGUUGAAUAAUUUUUUAAAAUAAUAAUUAUGUGUUUUUUUAUUUUAAUUGAUUAACCACAGCCAUGAUUACACAAAGACUGCGGUUCACGUGACACUACAAACGCUUCAAAGCAUUUUAUUGACCAAUCGGUACAAAAAUUUUACGAAUUGACCAAUCAAAAAAUGCUUCAAAGCAAUUGUAGCGAUAGCUUCAAGACCAAAAUAAAGAAUAGAACUGGAUAGAUCAAAUUCUUUAAAUUUCAUCACUAUGCAGGUAAUAUGCAGAAAUAUGUCUACUUGGAUCUUUUUUUACAACUGUUAUGAAUAAGUAAAUAAACAUUAUUGAUAAUUAUCAUCUUAUUACAAUUCUUUUAUUAUAAUUAUUAUAUAAUUUAAUAGGAAAUGAGCUUUAUGUUUUAAUUAUUUUUCUAUUUUUUUUAUUAUCAAAAUUGGAAAAUUGCAGAAGAUGAUGAAUCGGACUAUUGACACGACCCGUUUAUUAUGAAAAUGUGAUACAGAAAAGGUGCUUGUUUUGUAAGUAACUACAAAGUGCUUAUGAACAUAACGAAAGCACACGUAGAUCAUAUAAGUUAUACGUGAAAGAUUGCACAUUGUGCAGUUUCUAUAUGCGUAUUUGACUAUUGACUAAUGAUGUCUCCAAUAAUUAUUUUUGCACGUUUUUGCACAUUAAUAAAUUAUAAAGAGAGUAUAAUGUUUUAAGCAAUUGAAAAAAAAACAAUUGAGAUUAUUAUAAACAUUAAAAAAUUUAAUAUUUGUAAAAAAUGUAUCAAUGAUAAUGAAACAUUAAUGAUUUACAUAAGCAAAGAGUAACGGCAAGUAUAUGGAGUAUGAUUUAAGAAAAUUAGGGAUUAAUGUGUAAAUGUUUCUUUACUGACUGCUGCAAAGGAAUCUAAAUUCACAGUGAUAAUAUAUGCUGUGGUAAUUUCAAUAGGUGGCUUUGCUCGUUUCAUAAUUAUUAAUAAAUUCUUCUCGACAUCAUUUUCCACGACUAGCCAGUUCAUAUGAAAGAUGUUAUCAGUUAAUUGGAGACUCUAUAAAAUAAUAUGCAUACACACAAAAUCAUAUUUCUAACUUCUACUAGUCUAUUUUAUUGUAUACCUUUACUUUGACUUUGUUUCCAAACCAACAAUAAACAAAUAUUUGCACUAAUAUGCAGGAUGUAUACAUAAUUAACCAAAUAUUAUCUGUAGUCAAAGUUGAUAUAGUCAUAGAACUUAUUUGAUACAAAUUGCAGUAAAUUAUUAUUGCACUUGCUACAAAUUGAAGUUCAAUUAUUUUUGUAAAUACUACAUUUAUUAUUUGUACAAACCUGCAAUCAAAAUUUUACUUGUAGAAAACAGUUAUCCCUUAACAUACAUACUGAGGUGUGCGACAGAAGUACUUCAAUACAAUUCUUCCAUCAUAGUUUCGUCAAAUAACACAUAAUAAUAAUGCUCAAUUAUACAUAAUCUUUCAGCGUUAAAAUUAUAACUUACUAAAAAAUUUGAUUAUGAUGGCGUAUGCAGUAACCCACACUAAAUUCUUUACAUAGCAUUUUCUUGAAACGAUAUUCUAAUAUUUCAAUCUGACAACAUAUGUGCAUUAAGAAUUUACACAUGAGAUUAUCUGUUGCAACGGUUACAAUAACGCAAUGCCAUGCGCUUAACAUUUGUCGAACAAAUACAAAACAAAAUCUUAUAUCAGAUGAAUAAUCAAAUGGUAACCAUUCUCUAAAUUUUAGCUUUUUGUACCUAAAGUCAGUCAGUAUUGCAAACAAAGUGCCGCAUAAACCCGAUAUUAUCAUUAACGUUGUGUAUUGUUUCUGUUUUAUCGGGGUGGUGAAAUUACUCCUCACUCCGUGGUUUCGCGUCGGUAUAUGAUAGUUUAUUUGAGUUUAUUAAUACACCUCUUUUAUAUACACUUGUUCGCAUUUGGGGGCGCGUUUGCUUCCCAAUUAAAUGUUUUGAAAUAAUCGGUUGAGUGCGUCGCCCUUAUGGCCACGUGGUGACGGAGCCUGUGAAAUCCGGAUCACUUAUACACAGGCACUGCGCGUUCUCGACUAUCGUAAGCUGCACGUGGAGCUCACCGUACGAUACUUUGGUGCUACCUGCUCGAAUAUUUCGACGGAAUAGGACGAUUGGCCCAACAGUCGCCCUUUAUUACUUUUAAGAAGGGUUUCUAGAAAAUUUUGGUAUAUUCUCGUGACCGGAACUUUCUUCUUUUUUGUGUUAAAAUCAAAUUUUUACGUUUGCUAUUAGAUAAUAUUUUAGCUCAAUGUUUCAAAUUUAUUCAUAUUUUUUGGUCAAAAUAAUGAAAAUUGUCAAUAUGGCAAGUAAAAACGUGGUCUGGAGUUUGAUAUAUCCCAAUGUGACUAGCAUGGAAUUUUUCGGAAGUGUGACGAAUUAAUAGUAAUAAUGUUUAAAGCAUAAUUUAUUACUAUUAAUACGCUCUUCUAUAUUUUUGCUUUCUUAACUCCAAUCUUACACCUGGGAUAAAAUAAACCUCACUGGUUUUUGACUUUAGUUUUAGACUUAGUUUUCUGUUUAGCUUCAUGAUUUUUUUUUUAAUUGUAAUUUAAAACUUAAAUUAUGUUAAAAUAAAUUUUAAAUGUUAUUUUUAGAAGUUUGGAAAAUGUUAAAAAAUUUGUUGAGCCAAAAUGUUUGAUAAUAUACGAGUAAUUAUUUAUAAAAGUUGGGGUGUAUUACAUCCCUUGUGUGUAGAAUACUGAAUUAUUUGAUAGUGUGUAGGAUUAGGGUUAAUCAGGUUAUAAUAUAUUAUGUUCGCUCUUGCAGAUUUGCAAGAGGGACAACAGGAUUAAUAGAAGUAUUAAUUCUAUUAUUAAUUUUAAACACAACAUUUUUGUCAUACUUAUAUAUUUUAUACUUACAAAAAUGAUUUAAACUAUAUGAAGUUAUUGCUUCAACUAUAUUUUUUCUACAGCACUUUUACUUACAAUAUAUGUUCAUAUUUUUCUACAUUAUUUUAUAUUAUACACUGCACACACUUAUACACAUAGGAUUGUGUUUAUAAUGUAACAGAAUGUUAAAGCAUUUGACUGGAAUACAACUGAUACGAUACAUCUCUAAAUUUUAUAUUUUUUAAUAUAAUUUAAUAAAGAACAUGUAUUAUAAUUUUUAUAAUCAUUCGUAAUUUUCAAGAAUUUCUGUUUCUUAUUUUUCGAUUUAUAUCUCUUAACAAAUUCUUUUUCUUAUGAAAUAUUAUUAUGUCGUGAUAUCAUAUGCAAUAUUAGAUGUCUGUUUAAUGAUUGAAUUGUGUUUGCAUGAAAAUAUUAUUACGCAUAGAGCAUAUUCACAGUUUAAAUAAUAAAAGUCCUUGUGCAUAUGUAGAGGAAAGUUGAACAUCGUAUUAUUACCUGAAGAUUGCCAGAGACUAUAGACAUUUAAAUGAUCGUCAGUCUCUUAAUAUUUCGGUCUUCAAUGUCUGCAUCGUUAUAAAGUUCUAUCGCUAUCAAUUCUAUCAGUACUAAACUACAGCUAUGUUACAGUGUAUCUAUUUCUAACAAUUAUUUUGAAAAAUAAUAUUGGACAAAUAAUUUUUCUGAUAAAUUAAUUAAUAAUAAAUAAUUGCAUAACUACAAUCUUGAAGUUGUUGGAAAUCAGAAACAAAGAAUGCAACACGUUUGUUAAGUUACUUUUCAACAUGAGAGAUAAUUCAAAUUUUUGAUGUGAAAAGAUGGGUGGAAUUAAAGUUAAAAUGUGCUUACUAGGAUUUACAUUUAAAAUUUUAUCAAGUUGCGGUUGCUGGAUACCGGAUUCCUGCACAUCUCCACAGAGACGUUUAAUGUAUCAUGUAUAUACUAUUUUUAUACUUUUACUGAUAAAUACGUUUAUGUUGUCGCAAUUGCUGGAUAUAAUUUUGAUUGUCGACAAUUCGGAUGAUUUCACGGAUAAUUUUUACAUGCUGCUUGCCAUGAUUGUUUCUUGCUUCAAAAUGUUUAGCUUAUUAAUAAAUCGUAGUAAUAUUGCCAUGCUAACAGACAUUCUCAUGAAUAAACCAUGUAGAGCGUGUAAUCCGAUUGAAGUUGAAAUACAACAGAAAUACGAUAAGCUAAUUGAAAAAUGCAUGCAGCCACUUUACAGGACAAACACUCUGUAUUACAUGAUCCUGGUUGAAUUAUCAUGUGCAUUUACGGCAGUUGUAUCAUUGCUCACGGAUUAUAGGAACGAAAAAUUAACAUUCAGAGCGUGGCUGCCAUUCGAUUACUCCUCUUCGUCAACGCUUUUCCAGUUUACGUAUUUUCAUCAAUUAAUAAGUCUGACAGUUGGAUCUGUCCUACAUAUAGCUUGUGACAGUCUUAUUUGUGGAUUAUUAUUGCAUAUAUGCUGUCAACUAGAGAUAUUAAGUUGUCGUUUGAAAAAUAUCGUACAUAAUCCAAAAAUACUUCGCGACUGCGUUAUUCAACAUAAUCUUCUAUUUAAGUUCGUUUAAUAAUUAAUAUCAUAAUAAAAUUUAUCUUCUUUUAUAAUUUUCUUAUUUUGCAUUAUAGUUUUUUAAUCUUUUACGUAAACAUAUAACAAAUAUUUUUUUGUCUAAAAAAGAUAUUU